This is a messenger RNA of Trichechus manatus latirostris (Florida manatee), 569 nucleotides long. It is a transcript of the gene RAB2B, whose product is annotated as RAB2B, member RAS oncogene family. Gene Ontology annotation, biological process: vesicle-mediated transport; positive regulation of exocytosis. Gene Ontology annotation, cellular component: Golgi apparatus. Lineage: Eukaryota; Metazoa; Chordata; Mammalia; Sirenia; Trichechidae. The record is from RefSeq and is a predicted model, not a curated record. Gene Ontology annotation, molecular function: GTPase activity; GTP binding.
GGGUGUUGUUAAUGAGAAUCACACUCUUUCUCUUGGUCUUCACUGACAGGUGUGGAGUUUGGGGCCCUAUGGUCAACACUGAUGGAAAACAAAUCAAACUUCAAAUCUGGGAUAUGGCUGGGCAAGAGUACUUCUGUUCUAUCACCCAUUUCUUCUACAGAGGAGCAACUAGAGCACUGCUCGUCUAUGACAUUACUAGGCAUGAAACUUCCAACCACCUGACCUCAUGGUUAGAGGAUGCCCGGCUGUACUCCUGCUCCAACAUGGUCAUCAUGCUGGUUGGGAAUAAGAGUGACCUAGAGUCCCACAGAGAUGUGAAGAGAGAAGAAGCAGAGGCCUUUGCUCGGUAGCAUGAACACAUUAUGGAGACCAAAACACCCUGCAAUGUUGAAGAGGCCUUCAUUAAUACAGCCAAAGAAAUAUAUAGGAAGAUCAAGCAAGGUUUAUUUGAUGUCCACAGUGAGGCAAAUGGUGUCAAAAUUGGGCCUCAGCAGCCUAAUUCAGCAUCAGUGGGACCCUGCGCCUCUCAGCAAGCUCGUGACUUAGAAUACGACUCUGGCUGUUGCUAA